AUGUCCUCUCGGAAGCUAGUCGCCUCCAAAACCCUCGAUGGCCAUACCGGCUGGAUCUGGGACGUGACCCCGUCGCGCAAUGGCGAACUCGCCUCCGUCUCCAACGACAUGACCAUCCGGCUCUGGAACACCAAGACCGGCCUUCAACGCGGUCCGGCCAAGGAUAACGGCCAUUCAAAUUGGGUCCGUGCCGUGCGCUUCUCCCCUAGUGGCCGCCUCCUGGCUACUGCGUCUGACGAUAUGACCGUUCGCAUCAGGGAUGCCAUCACUGGAUUCACUUACCGCACCCUGCAGGGCCACACAGGCAAAGUGCGCGUGGUUGAAUUUUCUCCCGAUGGAACGACGCUUGCGUCUGCAUCGGAUGACUUUUCCGUGCGAUUGUGGAAUGCGGGGGAAGGCUCGCUUCUCUCUAUUCUAGAGGGCCACUCUGGCUGGGUACGCGCCGUGGCUUUUGCGCCUGAUGGACAGACGCUCGCUUCUACUUCCGAUGAUCACUCCAUCCGUCUCUGGGAUACGGCGUCCGGAACGCAAAUUCGCUUGCUGGCUGGUCACGACUCUUCUAUCCGGGCGGUGUGCUUUUCCCCGGAUGGGAAGCUUCUGGUCUCGGGCGCUCAGGACAAGACCCUGCGCAUUUGGGAUACGACUUCUGGUGAUCUACUUGCUGUUCUGGAGGGUCAUUUGGGUCCGCUACGCUUCAUCACGUUCUCUGCUGACGGCCGCCUGAUCGCUACCGCGGCGGAUGACUUGACAAUUCGCCUCUGGGCAGUACAGUCAGAUUCACCGCUAGAAAUUUCUUGUAUUGGCGUUGUUACGGGCUAUUCGGGCUGGGUUCGGGUCAUCAAGCUGGAAAACGAUGGCAGCAUGGUGGUCUAUACUUCUGAUGACAUGACUAUCAAGAUUUGGGAGUCGGCGUGA
Messenger RNA from Penicillium salamii, 915 nucleotides. The record is from the annotation of a GenBank genome assembly. NCBI's taxonomy places the organism in Eukaryota, Fungi, Ascomycota, Eurotiomycetes, Eurotiales, Aspergillaceae.